This is a messenger RNA of Ailuropoda melanoleuca (giant panda), 1203 nucleotides long. RefSeq names its product SH2B adaptor protein 2 (gene SH2B2). The annotation marks the transcript as partial. Gene Ontology annotation, molecular function: transmembrane receptor protein tyrosine kinase adaptor activity. Gene Ontology annotation, biological process: intracellular signal transduction; antigen receptor-mediated signaling pathway. The record is from RefSeq and is a predicted model, not a curated record. Gene Ontology annotation, cellular component: plasma membrane. The transcript has 9 exons. NCBI's taxonomy places the organism in Eukaryota, Metazoa, Chordata, Mammalia, Carnivora, Ursidae.
CCCGCCGAGCCGCGCGACAAGUGGACUCGGCGCCUGUGGCUGUCGCGGACGCUGGCGGCCAAGGUGGAGCUGGUGGACAUCCAGCGAGAGGGCGCGCUGCGCUUCAUGGUGGCCGAUGACGCGGCCGCGGGCCCAGGCGGCACGGCCCAGUGGCAGAAGUGCCGCCUGCUCCUGCGCAGGGCGGUGGCCGGCGAGCGCUUCCGCCUCGAGUUCUUCGUGCCGCCCAAGGCCUCCAGGCCCAAGGUCAGCAUCCCUCUGUCGGCCAUCAUCGAGGUCCGCACGACCAUGCCCCUGGAGAUGCCGGAGAAAGACAACACGUUUGUGCUCAAGGUCGAGAACGGAGCCGAGUAUAUCCUGGAGACCAUCGACUCACUGCAGAAGCACUCAUGGGUGGCUGACAUCCAGGGCUGCGUGGACCCCGGGGACAGCGAAGAAGACGCUGAGCUGUCCUGCGCCAGGGGAGGCUGCCUGGCCAGCCGAGUGGCCUCCUGCAGCUGCGAGCUGCUGACGGACGGGGACCUGCCCCGGCCCCCAGAGACAGUGGCAGCCGUGGUGACAGCUCCACACAGCCGAGCUCGAGAUGGCAUCGGGGAGUCCCUGGUCCAUGUCCCGCUGGAGACCUUCCUGGAGACCCUGGAGUCCCCAGGUGGCAGCAGCAGGGACAGCAAUAACACAGGGGAGGAAGGAGCCGAGCCAGAGCCGGAGGCUGAGUCUGAGCUGGAGCUCUCCGACUAUCCCUGGUUCCACGGGACCUUGUCGCGGGUCAGGGCAGCUCAGCUGGUGCUGGCAGGUGGGCCCCGGAGCCAUGGCCUCUUCGUGAUCCGCCAGAGUGAGACUCGGCCUGGGGAGUACGUGCUGACCUUCAACUUCCAGGGCAAGGCCAAGCAUCUGCGCCUGUCCUUGAACAGCCAUGGGCAGUGCCACGUACAGCACCUGUGGUUCCAGUCGGUGCUUGACAUGCUGCGCCACUUCCACACCCACCCGAUCCCACUGGAGUCCGGGGGCUCUGCAGAUAUCACCCUACGCAGCUACGUGCGGGCCCAGGGCCCCCCACCUGCCCUGGGGCCCUCGGCCAGCCCUACAGGGGCCUGGCGGCUCUCCGGCCCCCACCCAGCUCUGUUGUUGAGGGGACCCAGCUCCCCGUCCAGCAGGGAGACGUCCAGGGGGGAGAACCGGCAGUACCCGAAGGACGCACAGAGCUAA